Messenger RNA from Dracunculus medinensis (Guinea worm), 1059 nucleotides. The record is from the annotation of a GenBank genome assembly. NCBI's taxonomy places the organism in Eukaryota, Metazoa, Nematoda, Chromadorea, Rhabditida, Dracunculidae.
AUGCAUUCUUAUUCGACUGUUCGCAUGAUUAUUAUAUUCGGUUUGCGUGGAAUUGACAUAGGUGAUUUGCAUGUGAUCAGCAUGUCAAAUAAAACGACUGUUGCUUUCGCAGCAGGACUUGGUUGUUGCGUUCUUUGCUUUUUAAUAUUCGCUAUUUCAACUUUAUUUGAUGAAAUUCGAAAUAUCGAGUUGGAACUCGACUUGGAGAUUGAUAAUAUUAAGAUUUUUGCUGAUAUCGCCCGUGGAAGUUAUUCCUCGGUGGCAGGAAUCGAUGCACCCGAGCAGCCAAUUUUAGAUAGUGACAACGAUAAUUCAAUCGGUGCCACUGGACCAUCCCUAAAACGUCCAAACUUCGAACCACGUGAAAUGAUUAGUGAGACUUUUCUUCAUAGAAAAUGUGAAUGCGACGCAAAAAAUCAGUGUCCACCAGGACCACCAGGUCCACCUGGAUUACCUGGUAUAGAUGGAGACCAUGCUGAAGACGGACUGGAUGGAGACAUUGGUCAUCAUGCUGAAGAUAUGGAAAUGAGAGUGGCAAUGGUCGACAAAUGCUUCUAUUGUCCGCCAGGUCAACCAGGACCACCUGGUCCACCAGGUCAACCAGGACAUAGAGGCAUGAGAGGUGCAAGAGGAACACCUGGUGCAACAGGGCGAGAUGGACAACCGGGAUUUCCUGGCCAGGCACUUUUUCUUCUUCUAAUAGAUGAAUACCUCCGUACAAUGAAAAAAUUCUAUGAAACAUUGCAGAUGGGACCGGAAGGACCACCAGGACCACCAGGUGAGGAAGGUCCGCAAGGUGAUCGUGGGGAAAAUGCAGAGCACGUUAUGGGAAUGAAAGGACUAAAAGGAGAACCAGGAGUGGAAGGUGAACCUGGAGAAAUUGGUGAAAUAGGCGAUGCAGGACCACCAGGUAUGACAGGACCACCAGGAGACCGCGGGCCAGAAGGACCGAGAGGAGAAGAUGGGAAACCGGGACCACAAGGCCCUGCAGGUGAAGAAGGUGAACCAGGAAAAGAUGCCGAAUAUUGUCCAUGUCCACGAAGAUUUAAAAAUUUUUAA